This is a messenger RNA of Gigantopelta aegis, 520 nucleotides long. RefSeq names its product zinc finger protein 578-like. Lineage: Eukaryota; Metazoa; Mollusca; Gastropoda; Neomphalida; Peltospiridae. The transcript has 3 exons. Bases 44 to 403 code for a protein of 119 amino acids. The record is from RefSeq and is a predicted model, not a curated record.
UAACAAACAGAACAGUAGCUAUACUCACUUGGAUAAGAGAAACAUGAAAGUAAUCAUUUUAUUUGUUGCUGUAGUGUUAUUGAUCCACGUUGUGACAACCAACGCACACCACGAGGAAUGUCAUGGAUGUGAGAAAUGUGACAAGUGUCACGGCUGUGAGAAGUGCCAUAAGUGUGACAAGUGUCACGGCUGUGAGAAGUGUGACAAGUGUCACGGGUGUGAGAAGUGUCAUGGACACUGUGACUGUAAGUGUAAAUGUCACAAAGGUUGCGGUCACGGCAAGAGUAAGAAGUGUUGUUGUCACAGUCACCACCAGAGCAGUGUCAGUCUCAAACACGGCGGCAAGAGCAGCAGUCUGGGAGGAGGAUUCGGAUUGGCUAUCGUCGGUUUUGGCGGGAAAUAGACGUCUGCUUCUUUCAUCGAGGCUCCAGGUCUUUGACAGAUUUGGAUUUGUUGGUUCUUGUUACGUUGUUACAGCUGUACAGAAAUAAAAUGUUGUUACACAUAUUGGCUAAACAUG